AUGAGCGAAGGUCACUUGUACUUGAGCGCGCGAGGUGGCGUUGCCUACGAGGCCGACAGUCGUCAUUCCUGGUACGACGCAACACACCAGAGUGUAUUACUUCUAUCCAACCAGUCGCUGAAGUUGCAGCAACUCCCUUUGGAUGCAUCGUUGGAUUCCACGUCUGCAGCGAGUGCAAGCUUCUCCCCACCAACAGAUCUGAGGACGCUCUACGACUUCAAUGAGCCAGAAACCAGCGGCGAUCAACAUGACGCCGUCCAGCAGCGCAAUCAAACUCCUAUAAUAUUGCUGCAGCUGUCGGUAGAUUGCCAGUUCCUCGCCAUCCAGCGCAGCGACAUUGAGGUGCAGGUUCUACAUCGCGCCACACGCUCGUCGUAUUGGGUCCUGUGCAAGUCCAAGGCCGGGAAUAGGAUCCUACAUGGAGGCGUGAUCUGGAACACACACUCGGUGAAGGCUACGAGCUCCCAGGACCUGUUCCUAGUCACAAAGCUGGGGCUAGAGCACCAUCGUGUCAGCUCGAAGCGGCGUAGCUGUGCCCUGCACAGAACGGUAGGGCUGUAUGUCCAUGAAUUUUGGUACGCAGCGUCACACGGAGUAUUACUGGUCAGUUCUGGGUCGAGAGCCAAUGAGGUCGUGCCGUUCUUGCUGCAUGGAACGAAUGCGGAGAAACUACCCGAACUCGUGUUUUCCACGUCAGUGAGCAAGCAAGAUCUACGUCUUGUCACGUUGUAUGGAGAUCUGUACGUGGUGUAUAGUGACAUGCGAUCAUCAAAAUUGCUGCUGUAUAUGGUGGGACGCACAAAGGUGGCGUGUGUGCGCUCGUUGAACAUCAUGUUGCCACCAGGGGCAAAGCUAGAGUACUCGGUCGUGGACAAUCUACUCGUGUGUCACAGUAUGGAGUUCAACGUCAGUUUGUUCUUUGAUAUCAAGUGUGACGGAAAUAUUAGCGAUCCAUUUUCAGCCCCAUUGCCAAUCUCAUCGCGGCCACCAGGGCGUAAGCACGAGGGCACCGUGCCAAGCUUUACCCGUUGGCGCUUUCACGCCCCCAACCUCGUACAACGAUCACAUUCAGUUAACGGGUGCGAACAAGUGGAAAUUCGAAAGCUGCAACUGAAUCUGAACGAGAUCUGCAAGACCUGUGAGCACCAUCGAGAGAUUUUACCGUUUCUAUUGCGUCGAGGGGAUCAUGAAUCAGCGAAGUUAUUGGUAUUAAAGCUAGUGCGAGGCUACAUUGUGGAACACCAAGCAUCUCUUCCUUCGAUCGUGCAGCUGUUGAAUACUGUCCAAACUGUGAGCGGCAGCGAGCGACGUAACAGUGCUUCCUUCUCAUACGACAGGCAGACGUUUAUAUUGUCGAGUAUAUCAAGAAUUUGCGCGAAAACAAGGUGCCAGUGGAAAAUAAUACGUGAAUAUGUUGCGCUUGCAGAGUGUUUUAUAGCUACAGGAGAGCCGAACAAACUCUACCAGUUCUUGCAUUACCAUGUGCUCGCUGAUUCCGUAGAGCUUGCCGACUUAAUGGUCCGGAACGGAGAAACCUAUCCAGCUUUGAUGCAAGUGGGCUUGGAGAUGUACUUUCGCUUGAGGGAGAUUUGUCCUUUAGUCCGCACGCUUUUGGAUCUUGGACAGACAGAGCGAGCAAUCGAGAUCGCUUGGAGAAAUAUGGGUUUAGCCUCUUGCGAUGCAUCGGUUCUUCCAGGAGUUGCAUUUUUUGACUCCUUGAUCCGUUCACCGCUGCAGGUGACGCAGAUGCUGGGGAGUUUAUUACUUUUCUUGAAAGUGUGGGACCCAGCAGCACUCCAGUGCUCAACCCCACUAUCCCUCUCAACUCUUGCUAGCUGCGCUACCGUACCAUUUCCAGACGAUCUGAUUCCGCCAAAGUCCCGCAGAGCGCUGCGAGUCGCUUUUGGAUUUACUGCAGAAUGA
Molecule: messenger RNA, 1923 nt
Organism: Phytophthora infestans T30-4
Lineage: Eukaryota; Oomycota; Peronosporomycetes; Peronosporales; Peronosporaceae
Exons: 6
Coding region: 1-1923 (640 amino acids)
Biological process (GO): regulation of autophagy
Cellular component (GO): lysosomal membrane; late endosome membrane; Mon1-Ccz1 complex
Source: RefSeq, a predicted model, not a curated record